Molecule: messenger RNA, 1253 nt
Organism: Nanorana parkeri
Lineage: Eukaryota; Metazoa; Chordata; Amphibia; Anura; Dicroglossidae
Gene: FAM107A
Product: family with sequence similarity 107 member A
Exons: 4
Coding region: 184-711 (175 amino acids)
Biological process (GO): regulation of actin cytoskeleton organization; actin filament bundle assembly; actin filament polymerization
Cellular component (GO): synapse; stress fiber; neuron projection
Source: RefSeq, a predicted model, not a curated record
GCUGUCAGCAGGGGAGGACCCCGCUAUACAGUAGCACAGUCAUGUGACUCCGAGCUCUCGCUGAAAAGAUCUUGCACAAGUGAGAGCUUUGCAGUUCCAUAUCAAUGACCGAGCACACGGCUGCAGGGCUGGAGGCAGGCAAAGCGAGCGCUCCAUAGAUCACCCAAAGGGGGGUGUGCGAACAUGUCUCAGAGGUGGUUCGACCGAGUUCGGGUACCCGAACCUGCCGGGACGGGGAUGCACAGAGCUAUGCUGGUCAAGUCCGCCUCCAUGUACUCUGAUAUACAGAGGGACCCACCUGAUAUAGGAAGUAUUCUUGCUAAUCCUGAUUAUCUGGAGGCAAACACUGAACUCAUCAAACCUAAGAAAAUCCAGAAUCCAGUCAAAGCAUCCAGAAGUCACCAGGAGCUCCACCGGGAACUGCUAAUGAACCAUCGAAGGGGUCUGAGUAUUGACAAAAAGCCAGAGCUCCAAAGAGUGUUGGAGAAUCGACGGAGAGACAAGGUCAUCCAGCAGAAGAAAGAGGAAGAGGAAAUUAAGAAGAUGCAGUCGCCAUUUGAACAGGAGUUGUUAAAGAGACAGCAGAGACUGGAACAGCUUGAAAAAGAACAAGAAGAACCUAAGGAAGAUAGUCAUGCCCCGGAAUUUAUAAAAGUGAAAGAAAACUUGAGAAGAACAGCCACACUACCCAGCGAUGCCCGAAUGUUGUAACGCCAGUGGGCUUGAAGUUUUCUGUCGAGCUGAAUUCGUCAUGCUACCUGGGCAUCUGUGUGCUAGGCUGACAUUGAAGACGUGUCUCUUCAAGGAAUUCUCCCUAAUCCCAACUGCAGUGCGGUACGCACUUCCUGCCCACAGAAGCGGAGUACCACUCUAUCUAAAGCUGCUCCAGUGUUUAAUACAUGAUGCUUAGCCCUAGCACCAGGGGGAAUAAUGUUACAUGACCGCACGUGGCUGUGAAGAUUUGUGGCUAAGCUGAUGUGUUACCUACGCUUUCCGUGUGACAUCACUUCUUCUGUAGGUUACCAUGUGUAUGUGCUGUACAUCCAAUCAUACGCGGAGAAGGGACUGCCGGUACGGAGACUGGCAAACAUCAUGAAUACAGUGGGGUUUGCUGCAUACAUACUCUGCAUGUUGUGUGCAAUAUGCAAGUGUUUCAUAGCCAUAGGUGACUGCCAUAUGAGGGGUUGUCACAUGAUCAAUCAAGGCCGCUGUGCUGUCCUGACCCUCCCUCGUAACAGGGGAAAUACUACAUU